This is a messenger RNA of Danaus plexippus (monarch butterfly), 4220 nucleotides long. Its product is annotated as solute carrier family 12 member 9. Gene Ontology annotation, molecular function: potassium:chloride symporter activity. The coding region runs from base 308 to 3079 and encodes 923 amino acids. NCBI's taxonomy places the organism in Eukaryota, Metazoa, Arthropoda, Insecta, Lepidoptera, Nymphalidae. Gene Ontology annotation, biological process: chloride transmembrane transport; potassium ion import across plasma membrane; cell volume homeostasis. Gene Ontology annotation, cellular component: membrane. The record is from RefSeq and is a predicted model, not a curated record. The transcript has 20 exons.
UAUUUACUACUUACUAGUGUCUGAUUCAUCAUAGAAUGUACAAGUGACUAUUUGAAUUUGGCAAUUUGUAAAAGGUUCUCGUCUUUGUUUUUGUUUUAUAUGAACUGGUUAUGAUAGUUUUUGCAAUUGUAAAAAAAAUGAUGUACGAAAAUUCCGAAAUAGGGAGUACUCUAAAAUAUAGAUCGUGCAACGUUGAUGGAAGCGUUUGACGUUGUAAUAUAAUUGGCUUAGACUAUGUUUGGACCGAUUCAUAAGUUAGUUAAAAACUGCCUUGUGUGUGGGAUUGCUGUGUUAAAGUUAUGAUAAAAUGGAGGAUAUACAUCUAAGGACAAAGCCAUCUAUAAUGGCGGAUACCCUGGACCCAUUGUCACCGAGUACAAAUGACUCCUCGCCAGGCUUAAUGCAUAUAUUGAGACAGAGGCUGGGCAGGACACCGACGGGUUCUAACGGAGAUGGAUAUGUCGAGUUUGGUGAGUUCAGAUCAGAACGGCCUGGUGUCAAGAAGGUGGGCACCUUCGCGGGAGUGUUCUGUCCUGUUGUCUUAUCAAUGUUCAGCGCUCUCGUGUUCAUAAGAAUGGGAUAUCUCAUCGGUAACGCCGGUCUUCUGGUGACUCUGGCGCAAUUCGGCAUGGCGUAUUUAAUAGUUGGCUUCACGGUCACAUCGAUCUGUGCCAUUUCCACGAAUGGGGCUGUGGAGGGCGGAGGCGUGUACUUCAUGAUAAGCAGGACUCUCGGUCCCGAGUUUGGUGGUGCUAUCGGAACUCUCUUCUUCUUCGCCAACGUGGUGUCCAGUGCUCUCUGUAUAUCAGCCUGCGCUGAGGCUAUGGUGGAGAAUUUUGGGGACGAUGGUGGAUACCUGAUCGGUUCCAGCCCUGGCUUGCCGAGUGGUUACUGGUACAAUUUCCUGUACCGCUCGUCGUUGAACGCGGUGGGUCUAGGCGUGUCCCUGGCCGGAGCCUCAUUAUUCGCGUCAACGAGUCUAGCGAUCUGGUUGACGACCAUCAUUUGUCUGUUCAGCGCCUUCCUCAGCUUCUUCAUAACAGCUCCCGGACAGAUAGAAAAGCCAGCUUCAAACACCAUAGUGAAUGCUACCAACUUCACCUACACCGGUCUGAGUUCGGUCACGUUACGAGAGAACCUCUAUCCUAACUACUCCCGCGACUACACAGCUGAUGGGGAAUUCGUUGAUUUCGCGUCAGUUUUUGGGGUGCUCUUCACUGGGGUCACCGGGGUCAUGGCUGGGGCUAAUAUGAGUGGCGAAUUAAAGAAUCCAUCUCUGAACAUACCCCGCGGUACGUUGGGUGCUCUGCUUCUAACAGCUUUGACGUACCUCUCGUUGUCGCUACUGACUGCUGCGACGUGUUCGAGAGAGUUGCUCCAGAACAACUACGUGUACCUCCUGCCUAUCAACAUCUGGCCGCCGUUCAUAGCGGUGGGUAUGCUGACCGCGACCUUCUCAGCUGGGUUGUCAAACCUUAUUGGAGCUUCCAGAGUACUCGAAGCGUUGGCCAAAGACGAUAUAUUCGGAUUCCUCCUCCGCCCCAUGGUGUCGACCUCCGGUAACCCCGUGCUAGCGGUCAUCGCCUCCUGGCUGCUGGUACAGUUUGCCAUAAUGGCAGAUUCGCUGAACGCAAUCGCUCAGGUCAAUUCCGUGUUGUUUAUGACGAGCUACUUCGCUAUCAACCUGGCAUGCCUGGGUUUGGACCUGGCGUCUGCACCUAACUUCAGGCCGACGUUCAAGCAGUUCUCGUGGGCGAGCAGUCUGGCCGGGCUGGUGGGGUGUGCGGGAGUGAUGUUCUUCACGAGGGCGGGGUACGCGGCGGGCGCAGCGCUCGCGUGCUGCGGACUCGUGCUGGCGUUGCACUUCCUGUCGCCCGCCGCUGCCGACCCCGGCUGGGGCAGUCUGAGCCAGGCGCUCAUAUUUCACCAGGUCCGUAAGUACCUCCUGCUGCUGGAUCCUCGUCGUCAGCACGUGAAGUUCUGGAGACCCCAGAUGUUACUCCUGGUCGCGUCCCCGAGACACUGUGCUCCCCUCAUCGACUUCGUUAACGAUCAGAAAAAGGGCGGUCUGUUCGUGUUGGGUCAUGUUCGUGUCGGUGAGCUGGACGGCAGUGGGGAUCCUCUGUCUGAUGAACACAAGUACUGGCUUCAGCUGAUAGACCACCUCAAGGUGAAGGCUUUCGUGGAACUCUGUCUGUGUGAAUCUGUGAGAGGGGGGGCCGCCCAGCUAUCGCGGCUCUCUGGGCUUGGAGCUAUGAAGCCGGAUACUGUACUCCUGGGAUUCAGGGACCAGGCGCCGCAUAGAGAUUUCUUCAGGGACCCCUCGUCACCUUACAAGACGGCUAUGUUUGACCUGGAGGGCGGGGAGGUGGUGUUCCCCGCCAGAUCCUCCAAGAUCUCCGUCACGGAGUACGUUAGGAUCGUGUCUGAUGUCCUCUGUGUCGGGAAGAACGUCUGUCUGUGUCGACAUUUCCACAAACUCGAUAUGGACGCGAUCGCCAAACGCUCCUCGUCAUCUCGGUCCAUCGACGUGUGGCUGGUUGAGCCUCUCCGUCCAUCUCGCGAGGAACCGUUCUCUGUCCGAGCUCUGUUCGCGCUGCAGCUAGCGGCCGUCGUUCGCUCAGCCAGGGGCUGGACCCGUCUCGGCCUGAGAGUGCAUAUCAUAACAGGGGUGUCGACUAUCGGAACCCUACCCUCGUCCCCUGAUCAGUUGUCUCCUGGCCGUCCAAUCACCGAGCGUCUCGAACAGCUCCUCAAGAUGCUCAGAAUCAAUGCCACCAUACAUCCCGUUCCUGAAUGGCCUUCAUUAGAGGGGUCUCAUCGCUGGGCGGACCUCGACGACGAUCAGGUCUAUCAGAGAGUGCCCCUGAACUAUUUACAAAAAGUGAACUCUAUAAUAAAGGCUCGCAGUUCCGAGGCGGUGGUGACGUUCAUCCAGCUCCCCCCUCCCCCGCCUAGCGUCAACAGGGACGACGACAUAUGUAGCGAUUACUUGAAGACGUUAGACGAGCUCACCAAGGACCUGUCGCCCACGAUCCUCGUCCGGGGACUGAAAUCUGUGACAUCAACAUCCUUGUAAUAUUAUAAUGACCAAGGCCUCGUUGACAAAUGACAUAUCACUAUGAUAAUUAUUAAUGUAAUAUACGAUAGAGCUGUCAGGGAUAUUUAUAUAACGCAGAAUGUUUAUAAAUAAAAAAAUCAGGAGUAGAGUUGUCCUUAAAAAAAAUAACUUUAACAUUAUUCCAUGUUUUAUAAAGAGAAGUCUUAUGCCACUUCCAGCCAUUACAUUUCAUUAAGCAUUUUUUUUAUUCAAUACUUUUAUAUUAUGUAUAUAUACUUUUUAUAAUUCUACAUAUUUAAAUUCAUACUGACCAUCUUCAUAUUAUUAUUAGUUGAUACAAACAUGAUAAAUUAUCUAAGAAUAUAAUUAAUUUAGUUCGAGUAUGUUUUCGUUAUUCGUAAAAAAUAGUAAACGCAUGGACAUAGACCAAUAGCGGUUACUUUUAAAUAUUUUUUUACUUAUUUUUGUAUUUUUUCUUUUUCAUUCUUUACAUAGAUAUCGUUUAUACUGCUUGAUGUUUUGAGAUUAUUUUUUCAUCUGUACACUUUCGAUCGUUAACUUGAGUUAUGUAUUUAAACAUCGACUUUAAUAUAUGUCGAGGCUGUUCUUUAUCUUCACGGCCGCUAACUCUCAGUCUGAACACUAAACGCUCUGCGGUGAUUCAAAGAAGUAUUAAUGUUGUGUGAGUUAAGCCCUUUAUUUUUUUUUAUAUUUAGAGAUCUCUAAGUAAUUCGUCUCAACAAGCUUUUUCUUAUGACAACGUUAGAUAGACAUAUUAAAUAUAUUAUUUUCUAGUUACUAGUAUACUGACAUUUUUAUAAAUCUUUUGAUAAUUUUAAAUGUUGACUAAGUGUAAUCACCAAUUAUAUGAAGCUAAGGAGACACGUGCUAUUGGAGAGAGGUUUUUCUUCUCCCGGCGGUAGACACGUGCGAUGUUUAAGUAUACAUUUUGUAAAAUAAAAAACUUUUAAAAUAUUUUUUUCUACAUAUAUAUAUAUAGAGUAUGUUGUCUGCGAGUGAUUAUUUCUGCUGCUGUAAGUGACACCAGGUAUGACGAAACAUGAACAGAGUCGCGGUAGACGUAGGACGCGCGGCGCGGCGUGCGUGGCGCGGGAUCAAAGUGUAUUGUGAUAUGACAUUAAAUGUAUUUUGAAUUAAA